Molecule: messenger RNA, 9011 nt
Organism: Chilo suppressalis (striped riceborer)
Lineage: Eukaryota; Metazoa; Arthropoda; Insecta; Lepidoptera; Crambidae
Source: the annotation of a GenBank genome assembly
GCUAUUUCUUCUUUCAAAUGUUUAAUACUUGUAAAGGAAUUCAUUUGACACUGUGGGUUACUUAUAAUGCGAAGAGAUGGCGCUGCCUUGCAGCUUAAGAAAGGCUAAAAAGUAUUCCAUACGGCCGUCACGGCCGCCACAGCAUAAUUGAUCAGUGCAUUCGCCCGGAUAGCGAAGGGUGCGGGUUCGAGCCCGUCUGCUGCCAGGUCCGCGUGGAUUUUUUUCUAGUAAUAUAAACAUUAUUUAUUUACAAUAUAUUUCUUUGUGUUGUUAAUUCCUCAACCAGUAUUUCCUUUUGUGCGGUAACACCAUAGAAAAAGCCAAGACCCUGCCUACCGAUCUUCUGAUUCUUUGAUAACACUGGGACAAGCAUCAACGCGUGUGUUUAGCUCAACAUACCCCCGAACACUGAAUAGCAGGCAUGUGUGUUGAGACAAGCCGAUAUUGCCCCGACCGCCGUGCACCCUAGAUUGUCCCUGCGGCAUGCACGUCAGUCGGCCUCUUUAAUUGUGAUGUGUGUUGGUAAGCAGGGGCAAUUUUUUAAAUUGGCCCAGCGGCAGGGCGGCAGGGGCGCGAGACCACUCUUGCUACCUAGAUUGUCCCUGCCGUUCUGCACGUUGUCACGUAUGUUGCGCAAUCGGGGCAAUUUCUUAAUCAGUUGGUUGGUAACUAUCACACGGAGCGCACAUAUUUCGAUCAACAUGACAGCAGAUUAUAAUGAGCAUGAAGUUUGGUCUCGAGUGAUAGGAGUAUAUAAAGAUCUGCCCCACAUGUGUAAAAAACACAAACAAUUUAUUUACAAUACAUUUUUUUCUGUUGCCAAUUCAUAACCCAGUAUUUCCUUUUUUGCGCUAACAUCAUAGAAAGAGCCAAGGCCCGGCCUACCGAUAUUUUGAUAAUACUAGGGUCAUUAUAUUAUCAACGCGUGUGUUUAGGUCAACUUAUACCCGAACACUGACUGAAUAGCAGGCAUAUGUGUAGAGACAAGUCGAUAUUACCCCGUCCGUCGUGCGCCCUAGAUUGGCCCUGCGACAGGGAUGUCAGUAACCCGCUUUAGUAAUAUGGUUCCGUUUUUACCCUUUGGGUGCGGAACUCUAAAAAGUAAUUUUAGUCUCCUUUUCAUGUAUGGGACUCCCCAUGAAAAAUUAUUUAAUUGAAUUUUUAACUAAAUAUUUGGCUUUGGACAAGCAUUCUACAUAAAAUACAAAAAUUUCAGUUCUGUAACUCAUUCCGUUUACGAUCUAGAGACCUGUGACUUAAGGACAGACGGACAGACAGAUGACAGAGUGACAGUAACAGGGGUUAACUUUUUGGUAUGGAUGGAACCCUAAAAAUAAAAUUACCAGUAAUGACUUGUUUAUUUAAUAAAAUUACUCUAAUAGGUACAAAUACUCGUAUUAAAUAUAGAAACAUUUGGCUCUACUGGGAUUCGAGCUACCACUCUACCACAGAAAAGACCUAUUUUGUGACUCUACUAUCGAGGUCAUCGAAAUCAUUUAUUUUAGUUUUCAAUCUCAGUUAGGUACCAUUUUAAGCAAUCUGCUAGCCACCUUAGUAUAAGACUAUAUAAUUUAAUCUUUAUGUCAUUUAAUCAUAGAGUCUACAUACUAUCGGCCAUUUCGGAAAAAAGGAUAUUAUUUUCUUGGUUAAAUUUGGUGCAAAUUAGAGCAUGCUGUAUCUAUAAAUAAAUCUUUUAAGUUUGGUGUAUUCACAUCGCGCGUACUGUAUCUGUAGCUACCGAAAUAACAGUAAUUUAACGGUAUCUGUCUACCUUCGAAAGUAGGUACCUAACAUGAUUUUUUCUAUAUAAAUUUUACAAAAACCUUAGAUUAAUUAUUGUGGGUAGAGUCGAAGUAAAAAAAUCCUUCAAACAAUAACAUUACCGACGGCGGUUAAGUAGGUUAAAAUACUUACGUAAGCUUGUAAUUGCAUUAUAUUCCUACCUACUUUUCGUUGUUCAUAGUAAAAUACCUAAACAUUUGACAACUACUUUUUAAGAUAUCGCUAUCUCGUUCUUUCCCGUAGGGGAUUUUGUUCGAGGAAUGCGCGCGUCGGCUAGUCUCGCUACACCCGGCCGUAAGGGUCAAAAUUGCUAGCGCUAUGUCAUAGGCGGAGCUUAUUGUAUUGUCAUAAGGUUGAAUCUUCUAUAGCACAUUACGGUAGUACGUCAAACGUAUGCGAAAAUUCUGUAGCGAGACUACUUAUAGUGACUAACUUUGUAAAAGUACAUUCAUAAAUUAUUAUUAGGUUAAUUGUGGAAUAAGAAUUUUCGAGUUGUUUGAGUAAUAAUAACUGUUUUAUUUUAGAUAAUAUUUCUGUAAUGAAUUAAUAACAUAGUUUAAGUGGUGUUUUUUGAAAGAAUCAAGAGAAUUUUGAAUAAAUGAAAAGUCCUUGAGAAGUAGUCUCGUGGGGAGUGCGUCUACGUCACGCUGAUAGAAGUUUUGUAGGUAUGUAUGACCACUAGCAAUGGCUCGAUUGGCCAACAAAAGCCUUGUUGGCGGCCAUUUUGUCGAUGCUGAGUCACCAAAAGGUGAAAAAUGUACUGAAUUAAUGCGCACUCCCCACGAGACUACACAACGGUAUUGGUAUUUCCCUGAACAGAACACAAAAUUUGGGUUUCGUGUUCCAAAGCUACCACGGCGUGGCUAACUUAAUUACAAUUUCGCCUGUUUUCGAUAAGUAUUUUUUAUGUUGAAAACAAACAGAAAUUACGCAAACACCUGGAAAACUGAUAAGAGAAGUUAGUGUCAAACAAACUUGGAUACAGGAAUUUCCAUCGGUGUUCACCCUCAUCGCUUGGAUAUGUGUGGUUAACAGCAGUGAAUUUAGGAUAAAAUAUUGAUUGAUAAUCAUUGAUAAAUGAUAUCAAUUUUAAUACUCUAAUCUGUCAAAAGUGUGGAGUGAUAAGUGUAUGUCACGCACGUUCAGUGCGUUUGUUUACGUAUACUAAAAGAUCGAAAAGUGCUCGUGGAUCGUUGCCAGGAUGUAGUCCUGGGUCGUGCUCGUAUUUUGUGUGAUGCGCCUAAACAAAUCUCAGGACUCAGUGUUUUGAAGGUUACCCUGGGAGCGUGUCGGGUGCCGGAAACAUGACGGACACAACGUUGGUCAAGGUGAAGACUGAGAGGCCAGACGAGGCCGAAAUCAGGGAGUUGGCUGCAAAAAUGGUGGAGGCCAACAAGGCUAAGGCGUUGGCGGCUUCCGUGGCGGCAGCGAGGCCACCGCCGGGGGCCCUCGUGGGGGUGCCGCCCCCGGGCGCAGGCGGCCAACUAGGCAUCCUGAACUUCUUGGCGCGAAAACCGGGCGCCCCCGCCGCCGCCGACACGCGGCCCGCACCGGACGCCGAGAAAAAGACACCAGCGCCCGACGAAGCGAGUUGGAAGGGUCACUUCGGAUGGGAUAUGCUGGGAAAAUGUCACAUUCCUUACAUCUACCGCUCUGGCGAGAAGUACGUGGCGGUCAGAAUGGUGGAGAUCAAACUUCUCAACAAGUACCUGAACUACCUGCAUGCGGACAUUUACUCUUGCACCUGCAUCAGGAGCUACUAUAUCACAGAAAUCGAAGCGCGGCUUCUCAACGAGAUCAACAACAGACAUUGUGAUGGACAGUUUGGUCGUGAACCCUUCACGCAGAAAGACUUAGUGGUUCGGUUAUCAGACGCUUAUGAGUUUUACAACUUCUUGGAUGUGUGUUACAAUAAGCUGUUGAGGGGUACGACCAACAGCAAGGACAAAUGUGGUUUUAUUCGAAUAAACAAAGAAUCUGUGGUUCCGUAUACAGUUAGGGAUGGUCAAAAGUUUGUUCCUCUAUUCUACUUUGAAGGUGAAACGGACAAUUUAAAGUUGAAAGCAGAUCAGUUGAAGGGCUGGGACUUAUCUUAUCUGAAGUUUUGUUGUAAAGUGCAAGGGAUCAGAAAUGAAUUAUUUGCAAGUGAGACAUGUUCUGUGAUCAGUUUAUCAGACAUUAAAAGCUACUUCCCACCCGGUACAGAGUUUGAGGAGUACUGGCCUAACAAAGUGGUCGAUUCGCAACUGCUCAUAUCUGCCAAAGGGACAGUAUCGGGCGGCGGGCAGUGGACGCGGGCGCCGCCAGCGCCGCCGCCGGGCGGAGUGGCGGGCGUGGGCUCCGCUGUGGGCAUGGGCGUGGGCAACGCUCCCACGCGGGGGCGGCGCGCCAACAACAGCAGGCACUCGCCGGCCUCCGCCGCCAUGCAGAUCCCACACGGAGGCAUCUCGGCCGCCGCCGUUCAGGCCCUCGCCAACAGCUGGAAUUUGCCCGCAUCACUUACACAGGCGCAGACGCAGCAGGUGCUGCGGCUGGCACAGGCGCAAGUCGCUGCUCAGGCGCAGGCGGCGGCGAGGUACAACAAUGCUGCCAUCGCGGCCGCCGCAGUGGCUAACUCCAUACCGCAACACCGCAACCAACACCAACGGAAUGUACAGUUUCCGAACAGUGCAAUAACAAUGGCGAUGGGUCAGCAGCCCCCUCCACUUCUUGUGAGGAGCUCAGCCAACACAUCGACUAUGAAUGUGCCCCCGCAAGUGACUGGGAGUAUGAAUGGCCACUCAACCUCUCACUCGAUGGACAGCCGGAAAAGGCUAACCCCAAUACCAGAUAUCAACGUUACUGGCAACCAUACGCCGUAUAAGGUGCACAAGGCGCUAGUGGAGAACACUCUAGUGCCGUGCAUCAACGCCAAGCCGUACCAGUACUCGGAGCUGCUGAUGACGCUGCCCGACCUCGCCAGCCACUUCUCCCCGCGCGUGGCGCUCGCCACCUGCCGCGCCAUGCUCGACGCGCUGGGGCUCACUCUGUACCGGCCCAACUCAACGCAGCUGCAAGUGCUCCGCAACUCCGGCAAGUGCAAAUCCGCGGCCGCGGGUGAGAACGGCCUCGCUUUAGUCCAGAUCCGCGACGUGAUGCAGCACAUGCCCCAACUUAAGUACAUGCUUCGUUCUGGUCUCGCCGACGACGCUCCCGCUCCCAGGCCCGCGCCCGCCCACGCUGCCCAUUCUGCUCACGCGGGACAUUCUGCGCCCACGCAUGCCCCACAACCGCACGCCAAACGGGCGCGCGCCAACUGAACAAACUAGUGAACCACUAUGUGAUCUAGUGAGAUGCAGCCGCACGUUGAACGGGCGCGCCAACUGUAUAAAUAACGCGGAAAUCAGUGAACUGCAAUGUGCCCCAGUGAAAUACUCCCAUGCACGCGAAUCGGUUUGUACCCAUGUGGGCCAUUUCGACGAAACGAACGCGCGCCAACUGAAGAAACGAGUGAAUUACCAUGCGGUCUAGUGACAUACACGCACGCACGCAAAACGGUCAAGAGAAUGUGGACACAAGUGAACUACAAUGUGCUGUAGAACGAUGUCCCCACAUCCGCCAUCUACGCACGAUGUGCUCUAGUGAGAUACAGCCACGCACGCAAAUCGGUUUACAUAUUGAAGUUUGAUUAGAGAACGUAAUGUUCUUGAAAGAUUUAUCCGCGCACGCGUCUCGACCGAACACUAACGGAAUCAGAGAAAAAAUGCAGUAACAAGUAUACUACGAUUUGCUCUAGUGAGAUGCGCACACGCACGCAAAACAAGUCAACUAUGAGGUGCUCUAGAAAGAUGUACCCGCAUCUUCGUGUCCUCUUCACACUCGCGUCUCAACCGCACGCUAACUGAACCGGUUAAAAAUGCAGUAACAAGUGAAGUAAUAAUAUGUGCACACGCCGCGAAGAAGAACGCUAAAGGGGCGCGCGCCAACCAAACAGACAAUGCGGAAACAAGUCAACUACGAUGUGCUCUAGAAAGAUGUGCCCGCGUCUUCGUGUCGCCUUCACAAUCGCGUCUCAACCGCAUGCUACCUGAACCGGAUAAAGAAAGCAGUAACAAGUGAACUAUACUGUGCCUGGGCAGAGUCCUCGCACGCCAAGACAUGCCAGUACAUGCCGCAGCUCUCAACGCGGUAACAAGUGAACAACGAUGUGAAACACGCGCGACCAAUGAACGCGUACUGGAUUACAUUGCAGAUUUAAUAAUCGAAUGAAGUAACAAGUGAGCUCCGAUGAGAUAUGUGCGCGUGCGUCCUGCAGUAACUAAAUCAAUCUAAAUUUGAGUUCUGAUGUGCGUGCGCUUACUAAACAUAGUCUUCACUGAAUCGACGUAUAAACAUCUAGUCUAAUGAGAGAUGCAAGUCAAUGUGUGGUGAGCUCUGACAUAAAACGUGCGACGUGUAAACGAGCUUUUAAUAUGAGCAUUCGCCGUAACUGAAGAGGUUAUGUAUACGACGUGUACACCGUUCACAGACGCGUUACUUGAAACUCGUGCAAGAUCAAUCGAUUGGACGUCUGUUGCUUCGGGUCACAGUUGGCGCCCAACAUUGCCGAGUUGGCACAAAUAAUUUUCGACAUCUUCGGUAAUGCAGAAAAGGGAAAACAUUGGCAAACCAGCAACCUUAGCCAGUGACAACAUAAAACGUGAGUUGAAUUGUCACAGUGGGUUCACUGGAUUGCAAUAGCCUGGCGAUUUCUGGUACUUACAGCGUCGACGAUAUAAAAAAUAAAUUGUGAAUUAGAAACUGGGGACUUAAAAUUCAAUUUGUAGUAUUAGUGACACAGCUCCGUUCUUGUACUGGUCCGGACUAGUGGUGUUUAUAUAAACUGACAGUUGAGUGUUCGUAAAUACACUAAACGAACGAUGAAUCCUUGUAAAAUAUGUAUUAUUAUAAUAUAAUGAUAACAUCGAGUCCUCCCCUAUUGGGAAAGCACAAUAUUAGCCAAUUUAUAUUUAUAGAGUUGUUGAAUUAAAUGUAAGGGCUUCCGAGAUGAGUAUUGUGGUAAAUCAAGUGAUCCUUAUUGAUGUUAGAUACUUUAAGGUGAUGGUUUAGUAUACACUCGGUGUCAGUACGUAUGAAGGCUUGUGUAUAUUACCUAUAAUUCUAAGUUACUAAUAUAUGUCAAUUUUUUCAAGAUACUGUAAAAAAUGUAUUUUACAUUGUUGUGUAUUGAAAGAUCUAAGUUAAACGAUCUAUAAUUAACUAUUUAAUAGAAGACUGAAAUUUUAUUUUAUAAUUAUUUCGUAAACGAAAGCUAUAGAGAAGUUGUGAACACAGAGAUUUUAGUUCUGUAUAAUUGCUAUACGAGUUUAGUUUUCAAAAGAAUCUUUGUAAUGUUUAGAAGAAUGUACAAGAUAUGUAAAUAGUUAGAUUUGUAUUAUAAUGAUGCAUUUGAGCAGAUGUGGUUUUUAGCAAUACUUUAUUAUUAGUAUAAAAUAAUUCAGAUAUUGCAAUGCUUCAAAAAAAUUGGGGCAUUGGUUUUUUUAAAAUUCCAUUGAAUUAAUUAAUGCUGAAAUUCCAUCUCUAGAAACGCUUACAAUUUAUCAUCACAAUUUUUAUGUCAUAAUAUUGAAUCAACAUAUUGUCACAAAUACUAGCGAAGCAGUAUGAUCUUUCUAUUUCACAAUUAACACAAACAUUAUGUGUAGCUCUAUUUACUUUUAAGUUAUUAAAUUAUUUCUUAGUUAAAUAUCAUGUAAUGAAAAUAUAAUGGCUGAAAAAGUCAUGGAAUUGUUAACUGCCAUAAUACAUGGAAAUGCUUCUGCUUAAUAUGGGUACUAUCAGGGCCGGAUUUAAACGUUUGGGGCAGCGAAGGACUAGAGAUCCCUAAAUCUGGGCCGGACCGCAAACUAUUUUUCACCCCCCCCCCCCCCUGUGGUUUGGUGAUUCGUUCAAGUUUUUUUGGGGUCUCCGGGUCCCGCCUUAAAUCCGGCACUGGGUACUAUCCAUUGUUAUAAUUUUUAAAUUCUUUACUUAUUGGCUAUUAUUAGCGAUUAAAGUCGCAUUACAUCUACCAGUGAAAAUACAUAAGUGAUUUUGUUAUAUAAUCAACUGUCCUCAUUGAACAAUCUGGUUCCUAUAUUUCAUGUAUUUUAGACAAAGUCUAGAGAAAUCGAUCCCAAAGUUUACGAAAUAGGCCUUGUAAAUGUUUUCCUUCUUUAAUAUUCAAAUCUCAUUAAAAUUUGUUAUGGGUUGCAUCAUUAAAGUUUAAUUGAUAUUUUUGAUUAUAUACACGCCUAGAGAACUAGAACAUGAGCCGUAAUCUUAGCACGAAACGAUAUCGAAUUCGAAUAGUUUGCGAGUGCAAAAUGCCAUUGUCAAAUAUGUACUGAUAUUUAGUUCUCGUUGCGUCCGUUAUGGCGCUGCUGUUGUUGUUUCCAUACAAAAUUUUACAAUGACAUUUCGCAAUCGCAAACUGUUGGAAUUCGAAAUUGGUUCAUUCUAAGGGUACUGUUUUCUUUGUGUGUUUUAUUGGGAUUGCUCUACCUAGGCAUGUAUAAAAUCAAACAUUGUUGGUUAUAUUUUUGUGUAAAAGCCAAAAGUAUAAAUAUUCACAAUUACAAAUAUAAACAUACAUUCGAAUUUCCUCCACCUUUUUCAUUGAAGUCGGUUAAAAACUGAAUAACAGCAAUAUUCUUGAUAAUUUGGCAUUAGCUAAUCAUAAAGAACACUCAAACCUUACACAUUCUAUUCUGUAUUCUGAAGGCUGGUAAUCUCCAUUUUAACUAGCACAACUCGAAUGAAGGCGGCGUGCAUUCUAAACUUACUAUAAAGAUUAUCAAAAUCGCUGAUUUAGUUUUUGCCGCAGAACUCGGGCUUCUGAUGAGACAAUAUUUCAUACUCUACAAUCUACAACCUUGUUUCAAAUCCGCAUCAGGGCAAUAGAACCGCAGUGCACGCACGGCCUUAACCAUCAGUUAACACGUUAUUCACUAAUAAUGUAGAUGGGCGGAAAAUUUAAUAUUUAGGCCUUUCUAGUUAUUAAGGACGAAAUUCUUGUAUAACAUUUUAUUGUAUGUGAAGAUGUGUAAAGUGUAUGUUAAUUUAUUUAUGACAUAGCUAUAAGCAACGGAUCAUUGAUAUAACAAUUAUAUCGGAUGUAAAUUGCAGUUUUACGCAAUAGCUUUUCAUGCGAUACGUCCGUCUGGACUAUCGACUCUGUAAGUAUUUAAAAAUAAAAGGAUUCUUUAUAA